AGUCGCGUAAAAUUGUAGAUACACAUGAUAUGGGAGGGACCAAUGUGCUGUUUCUUAAGUUUGUAUAGCUUUUUCGUGGACGACACGAUCCGACUCUACCGCUGCUUCUCUCUCUCUCUUCUCUUCUCUCCCCUUUCUCUCUCUAAAGAUUUAUCCUUCUUUCAUUCUUUGUAUAAAAGAAAAAAAAUCAAAGAGAGAGAGAGAGUGAGCUGAGUAAGAGAAAAGAGCUUCUAUUGUUAUAAUAAGCUCCAUGGAAAUGGAGGAUCAGUACGGCAUGGCGGAUCUAAGGCAGUUAAUGAACGGAACAAGGUCUCAUUUUCCGGCAAUCCCACAACCUACUGAGCUUUUCCCAGGUCAUCACCGGCCUGGGAUGAGUCCGUCGGUUCAACCCUUUGAGAUGAUGAUGAUGGGUGGUCAUCCAGUAGUUGGUCCCGCCGCCGCCGAUAUUCUGCCACGUGGAUUUAAUCACCAUCAUCAUCAUCAACAUCAACAACAACAUCAUCAGUUUAUGAUGUCUGAUAACUCAGCGGCUACCUCAGGCGGCGCCUCUAUUACUACUAUUACGGCUACUUCGGCUCCUUCUCUUAGCGGCGGCGGCGGAGGCGGCGGCUUGGAGUUGGGUGAGAGCGGCGGGUGCCUUGGAAUGAUGGAUGGUGGAACGGGUAGAUGGCCAAGACAAGAGACUCUUACUCUAUUGGAGAUCAGAUCCCGUCUUGAUUCUAAGUUCAAAGAAGCUAAUCAAAAGGGUCCCUUAUGGGAUGAAGUGUCUAGGAUCAUGUGUGAAGAACAUGGGUACCAAAGGAGUGGAAAAAAAUGCAGAGAGAAAUUUGAAAACUUGUAUAAAUAUUACAAGAAGACAAAAGAAGGUAAAGCCGGAAGACAAGAUGGUAAACACUACAGAUUCUUUCGUCAACUUGAGGCUCUUUAUGGAGAUACAACAACAACAACAACCAGUAAUAGUCAUCAUCAUCAAAUCUCAUCAUCUUCAAUCCCAGAACCUCAUUUCAUCAACAACAGUAACAGCAAUCUUCCAUUCCCAACCUUAAACACUACAACUACUACUACAACAUCUCAACCAAAUAAAUUAUUAGAUCAUCAUUAUCAAGGACCUUAUCAAAGCAGCCUAAGCCUCUCGAAUUCGUCUGAGUUCGAUUCGUCUUCUUCGGAAGAUGAUUUUAGCAACGAGAAGAGAAAGAGAAGUGGUAGUGGUGGAAGCAGCCGGUGGAAAGUGAAGAUAAAAGAGUUCAUUGACUCUCAAAUGAGGAAGCUAAUGGAGAAGCAAGAGACUUGGUUGGAGAAACUGAUGAGAACCCUCGAACAAAAGGAGAAAGAGAGGAGUUUAAGGGAAGAGGAAUGGAGGAAACAAGAAUCGGCUCGAAUCAAUAAAGAACACAAGUUUUGGGCCAAAGAGAGAGCUUGGAUUGAAGCUAGGGAUGCUGCUUUAAUGGAUGCUUUGCAUAAGUUAACUGGAAAAGAAGUACAUUACAACCUUUCUUCCUCUUCGCCCGAUCAGGAAGAGGAGGAAGGUUUAAUGUUAGCAGCUACAGCUGUAACAGCUACAGCUGCUGAUCGGGAAGAAGAUGAGAGGGUAACACCAAACCGCGACGAGAGUACUUGGCCGGAAUCUGAGGUUUCUAGACUGAUUCAGUUCCGGACAAGCAUGGAUUCGAGAUUCGAACAAGGUGGUUUUCCUGAGGAGGUUUUGUGGGAGGACAUAGCUGCUAAAUUGGCUUGUUUGGGUUAUGAAAGGAGUGGUUUGAUGUGCAAAGACAAGUGGGAAAGUAUCAACCAUUAUGUGAAGGUAUCUAAUAAUAAUAAUAAUGAGUUGAGUAAGAAGAGAAAAGAUAAUUCAAGAAGUAGUAGUAUUGGUAAUUACUUAUUUCAUAAUAAUAAUACUACUACUACUAAUGAAAACUCAUCAGCUAAUGAUAAUAAUAAUAAUAAUAAUAAUAACUAUAAUCAUGGAGGAGGAGGAGGAGGAGUUUAUUCAUGUGAUCAAAUGAGUAGUCAUGGUCAAACUACGGCUGGGGCGAGAUCACUACAACAAGUCAACGAUGGUUCUUCUCCUUCUAAUAAUGCUAAUAAUGUUCAUGAUAAUUGCUUUCCUUUCUUGAUGGGAGAAGGAGAUCAUCACUUGUGGGAAAAUUAUGGACUCAAGCUCAGUAAAGGAGGCCAAAACCAGUGAUCUCGAUCUCAUAUCAUCAUCAUGUCAUUAAGGAGCAAAGUAUCAUUGUAGUUUUUGGUCAACUGGCUGAUUAGCUAUGGGUAAUGGCCAUGUCUUAUUCUUCUUCUUUUUUCUUUUUUUUUUUUUUUUAUUGUUGACUUCUUAUUAUGAGAUAUAAAAGUUUGACAACUCAAUUGCCCCUUUUGUUUGGAAUAUGGGAGGUUUUGGGUUUUAGAAUUUGUAAGAAAUUAAUUAAGGAGCUAACUCAUGAUUAUGAGAUUUAUGUAUAGGGACUUUUGAGAAUUUAUCUUGGGAUAUGGACAUUCUGAUAUAUGAUCAUCAAGAAAAUAAUGGAUAUUUUAUUAUAUUGCCUGCUA
Cannabis sativa is the source of this 2541-nucleotide messenger RNA. Its product is annotated as trihelix transcription factor PTL. The transcript has 2 exons. Lineage: Eukaryota; Viridiplantae; Streptophyta; Magnoliopsida; Rosales; Cannabaceae. The record is from RefSeq and is a predicted model, not a curated record. The coding region runs from base 251 to 2185 and encodes 644 amino acids.